AUGCCCUCGCAACCCAAGAACAGACAAGAGGCCAAGAGCACGUACGUCCGCCUCACAAUUCGACCGACCUCAACAAUGGCGAUUUCCUGUGUAAACUUUGUAAACUCGGACGAUUUAUUGGUCCCACCUUCGUGGAUUUGCCGGGGAAAUCUGUACUUGUGGUCCCUCGUGAUAAAUUUGUCUCUACUUGUGGUACCCUGGUGA
Molecule: messenger RNA, 204 nt
Organism: Phytophthora nicotianae INRA-310
Lineage: Eukaryota; Oomycota; Peronosporomycetes; Peronosporales; Peronosporaceae
Exons: 2
Coding region: 1-204 (67 amino acids)
Source: RefSeq, a predicted model, not a curated record